GGAGCUGUGCUGUGUUUACAUUCCUCUGUUAGCAUCACUAUUUGGCAGAGAGAACCUGCAACCAACGCUCUCCUGCUGAGCUCACACUAAGAACUAAUCAUGACUUUAAAUGAACACAGUUAAGGAUCUGUUAUGUUCUUAUGUAUUUAACACUGUAUCUUCCCCUUCAGGUGUCCGGUAAGAGGGCAGAGGGCAAAGAGGCAGAGGACUUCAAAGGGGGCGCGUACGAGGCAGCAGUGAAUCAAGAGAAGCAGGAUGACUGCAAGUCCCACAGCGAGCUGGUGGAGGGGGCUCUGUCGGAGGAGAGUGACAGCGGCAGCGAACAGGAGGAAGUUAGCGUGGCUGCGCUCAAUACGGAUAGAAGCGGGCGGCUGAAGUUGGAGACGGUGGAUGACCUGUUCAACAUCCUUCAGCUGAAGAAGAGGAGGAGGGAGAGGAGGGUGCCCAUCCACAAGAAACACGAGCCACAGCCUGAGAUUGUGCCAGAGUAUGUGGAUGAGCAGCUUUUUCUGUCAGCAGCCAUGGAGAACAAACUGCCUGUUGUGGAAAAGUACCUGAGUGAUGGAGGAAACCCAAACGCAGCUGACCACUUCCAGAGAACAGCUCUGCACAAAGCUUCGUUUAAAGGACAUGUGGACAUCAUGAAAAAACUUCUGGAGGCAGGAGCAGCUGUUGAGAAAAAAGACAAGCUGGACGCUACUGCACUUCACUGGGCCUGCAGAGGAGGUAGCCUGCCCGCCCUGCAGCUCCUCCUCGACCAGGGAGCCAAGUUCACCCUCAGAGACAAGCUGCAAAGCACUCCUCUCCAUGUGGCCGUGAGGACGGGACACUGUGAGUGUGCUGAGCAUCUCAUUCACUGUGGAGCAGAUGUCAACGCCAAAGAUAGAGACGGAGACACACCCAUGCACGAUGCUGUGAGAAUUAACAGGUUCAAGAUGAUCAAGCUGUUGAUGAUGUAUGGGGCAAGCCUCAACACCAAGAACUGUGAUGGAAAAACACCAAUGGAGACGCUGUAUUCGUGGCAAAAUGGUGCCAAGAGCCUGCUGUUCAACUUUAGCCAGGAGAAACCAGACCAGUGAAACCAACACAUUCCAGUAAAAAGCAGGAACUCAACACAAGAUUCAGCCAUUUGACCUGCUGGUUUAUUGAAAAAGCUGCUGAAAAGCAAAAUAACACCUUGUAUUUUACACUUUCUACUAGUAACAGGCACGCUUGUGCGUUCUGAACCACACACAACACAAGUUGAUUGACAGCACUCGAACCCUCAGGAAACACCUGCUCCAUAAAUGAAUCAAACUCGGCUCAGACAGCGCGUUGGUGCUGUAAGGUAUCUUAAUCUCAAGAUGAUUUACUAACCUUUUACUUGUUCAGGGAUUUGAACUGGCACCUCUCCAGGCUGUCACCUCAGGCCUUUUGGCAGGGUGUCAAGUUCUCAUGUGAAAUGUUAUUACACAGAUAAUGGCUCUUGUGGAGAGAGACGUGUAGGGAGCUCUCGAUCAACAAUGUGAACUCUGAUCAGGAUGGUAUUCAUAAUGUGACUUAGCACUGAUAGAUUUAUUGAUCGCCUAAUGUUGCUGGACAAUGUCUCGGCCGAGGGUAUGAGGAUGUGUAUUUCUUUUUCUUAACUUUUAAUUUAAGCUGAGUUGAAGUCAGCAAUACUACAUCUAGAAGAUGAUAUAUUUAUUGAUUCACAAAAACUGUUAGUAAUCAGUUUACUGGGUUUGAUGGAUUUAUUUUAAUACUAAAUACUUAAUAUUUGAGUGACUGUGCAGAAUUACACUACAGUUGAAUAAGAAGAUUUUUUUUACGAUUUAAAGCUAAUAUAUUUAUGACUUUUAUGCACUUAGGUAACUGGGAGAUACUGCUUUGGUUUUUCAUCACCUUCAUCACCUCUUUCCUGUUUCUUCACAGUCGCACUGAAUCAAAACUAAAACACAAUUGAUUGAUUUAUUUCAUUUUUCCUUCAAUCUCAGUGUGUAACGUUGUAAAACAGGGAGGAACUAAUUCUCCCUUUGCUUGUAGAUGGUGUGUGUUGCUGUACUUAAAAAAAUCAGGCAUGUAGAAGUUUUUGGGUCUUUUGCAUCGCAACUUUGAGAUGGGAAGAAGUAUGUUUUUGGAUCAGGUUGAGAAGAAUCUCUCCACUUCUUGUUUUAAACUUUUUAUAAAUUACCUGCAGAUUUACACUUUUUCUACUAUUUUCUAUCAUGUGUCUCUGGACAAGAUCUAGACAAGAUCCAGACUGCUGAAAAAGUAGUCACAUUAGACCUUGUCUGCUGCGGAGCUAUUGUAAAACUGACCUUUUUGACUUUUGAAUCAUUCAGCUCUAACAGAAUGUGUACAGAGAUAUUUCAGCUGCAGAAAAUGUACACACACCUAAGUACUGUUUGAUUUUCCUCAAACCUAAGGGUAAAAAAUAGUAAUACUUCAUAAGGCAUAAUUCAGACAAUGUUUCAACAAAGUAUGACUUCAGAUUUGCUAAAUUUGUAAUGCUCUAUUUGAGCUUCUGGGGACAUAUAAAAAUGACCAAAUGUCCCAUGACAAGAUAAAAAAAGAGUCAACUGUCCCCUAACUGUGCGAUGUUAUGACCCUAACAGAUGAGGACAUAUCAGGAAUGCUGUCUCUGUUAGAAUUACACCCAUGCACACAUACAGUACGUAGAUACUCAUGAAAGUGUGAGAGGGAACGAGCUGAAGAGUCUCUGUUGGUUCUGAGGAUGUUUGAAAAGUAUUGAUGCUGACGAAACAAGUCCUGAUUUAUAGAUGGUGAUAAAAAAUGUUUUUCUUAAUGUUUAAGAUGUAUCUUGGAAUAAUGGAUUGAUUCAAUAAAACUGAUUUUGACUUUGA
This is a messenger RNA of Notolabrus celidotus (New Zealand spotty), 2843 nucleotides long. Its product is annotated as ankyrin repeat domain-containing protein 1-like. Lineage: Eukaryota; Metazoa; Chordata; Actinopteri; Labriformes; Labridae. Gene Ontology annotation, molecular function: RNA polymerase II-specific DNA-binding transcription factor binding. The record is from RefSeq and is a predicted model, not a curated record. The coding region runs from base 141 to 1079 and encodes 312 amino acids. The transcript is spliced from 8 exons. Gene Ontology annotation, biological process: regulation of transcription by RNA polymerase II. Gene Ontology annotation, cellular component: nucleus.